AUGUCGCCAGGCGGGUUGAAGAAGCCAAUUUUGGCUCUAAACCGGAUCAUCGGACACACCACGGCUAAGAACCACAUGACCAAGCCACACAUUGGCAACGUUUCCGCUCUCGACAACGAUACUCGACAUGAAAGACAGCUCAAGAAGGCGCAGGAUCGGCUCGUGAAGGAGGACGAGCGCGAGAACGAGAGGCGGUCAUUUCAACAGCGGCGGAAAGAGGAGGAGGAAAGAGCACACCAAGAUGACCCGCCCGAGAUCGCUGCCCGCUACGGCACCAGGACGGACGAUGUGCUUGCCAAGACGGAGUCCAUCCAAACCCUCGCGGCCGACCCUUCUAAUGCCGGCAAGGCAGUCAGUUUCAUUGCCCGUAUCCAUCACGUCCGGUGCAUGAGUUCCAAACUGGCCUUCGUCAUCUUUCGCGACCAGAUCGAACUCAUCCAGGGCGUACUAGCUUACCGCGAGGGAGAGAUUUCGGAGAACUUUGUGCGCUGGGCUGAACAUCUCGUUAGCGAAGGGUUUGUCCACGUCCAAGGGAUACUUCAGAGACCCCCCGAGGAGAUCAAAGGUUGCUCGAUACGCGAGCUCGAAGUCAGGAUUGAUACGAUGCACUCGGUGGUGCCGGUACAGGAACACCUCCCGAUGGACGUCUUCAGCAUGGACCGAGUCGAGGAAGAUGAGGAGACGGGUCAGUUGGAAGGUAUGGCGUCAACCAGGGUCCGGGUUUCCAACCGCAUCGCCUACCUGCGCACACCAACUGCCCAGUCCAUAUUCCGUGUCAACGCAGUUGUCUGCAGCACCUUCCGCUCCAUUCUCGAGGCCGACAAUUUCAUCGAGAUACACACCCCCAAACUCAUGCCUGGGGCAACCGAGUCAGGGGCUGAGGUGUUCCGAGUCGGCUACUUUGGGCGCACCGCAUUCCUCGCGCAGAGCCCCCAGCUGUGCAAGCAGAUGAGCAUCUCGGCCGAUUUUGGCCGUGUCUUCGAGAUUGGCCCCGUCUUCCGCGCCGAAGACAGCAACACACACCGUCAUUUGACCGAAUACACGGGUAUGGACUUGGAGAUGGCCAUCAACAGCGAUUACCGCGAAGCAAUGCGCGUGAUUGACAAGCUGAUGAAGAGCAUUUUCGAGGCUGUUUACCGCCGAUGCAGGAAAGAGAUUGACGUCGUCAAGACACGCUUUCCUCAUGACGAUCUUGUCUGGUUGGAAGAAACACCCAUCCUGACCUUCAAAGAGGCUGUGGAUCUUUUAAACUCGUCAGGUUGGACCGACGACCACGGCCGCAAGGCUUCCGAGUUUGAGGACCUCAGCACGCGUGCCGAGAUUCGGAUCGGUGAGCUAGUCAAGGAAAAGUUCAAAACCGACUACUACAUCAUCGACAAGUUCCCGGCGUCCGCAAGACCUUUCUAUACCCACCUCGACCCGCAAGACGAUAGAGUGACAAACUCGUUCGACAUCUUUCUCCGUGGGCAAGAAAUCACAACAGGCGGCCAGCGCAUCCACAAGCCCGACCUGCUUAAAGAGCGGAUGAAGAAAGCGGGCAUUGAACCCAGUGGCGUCGAAGAGUACAUGCAAGGCUUCGAGUUCGGUGUGCUCCCGCACGCCGGCUGCGGAAUCGGCUUGGAGCGACUCUUAUUCUUGUUGUUGAACUUGGGCGACAUUCGUCAUGCGUCACUUUUUCCCCGCGACCCCAAGUCUCUGCAACAAGAAAAGAAAACAGUUAUGCGAUUACCGCACCCCGAAGCCGACACAAUCCGUUAUGCCUAUGACUUUGAGCAUGGCUACCCAGGCCUCGAGCUCCCGCCAGUUGAGAAGCUCAUCGCCAACUACGGUGACGCCACCAACACAUCAUGGCUUGACGAUCGCUACAAGGUGUGGCGACACGAUGCAACAGGCGCCGCGGUCGGCUACGCGGAAGAGAACGGUUACAGCCUCGUCAUGGGCAACCCCCUCUGCGAUCCACAGCAGUAUCAGCCGGUGAUCCGUGCUUUCCUCCGGGAGAUGCGGAAACACCAAGAUCUUCGACCGCUUUGGCUGCUUGUCGGACCCGAAGUCGAAGAGAUUCUUGGCUCGAAGCUCGGUUGGCGGACACUCAGCUGCGUCGCCGAGGAACGGGUGCCGAUCGAGUCCGCGAAAAAAGUCACCAAAAAGGAGCGCCAAGCCGACGACGCCGGCGUCACCAUCCACGAACAGCCCGUCGACGAGCCCGUGUCGCAAGAGCUCCGCGACCGUUGCGACAAGAAGAUCCAGGAGUGGAAGGACAACCGCAAGGGCAGCAAACAAGUGCACAUCACCGAGGUCCGUCCCUGGGUCGACAUGGAACACCGGCGGUACCUCUGGGCCGAGACGAAAGAGGGCGAGAUCGCGGCGCUCUGCGUGCUGCACCGUCUGUCCCCCGCCAACGGCUAUCAGAUCAAGUUCGCCCUCGACUUCCCCGGUUCCCCGAGCGGCACCAUCGAGGCGCUCAUCUCGGCGACGAUCCAGACGCUGGCCAAGGCUGGGGUCCAAAAUGUCACCUUUGGCGCCGGCGCGUUGCCGGAGAUGGUCACCGGCGGGAACCUGAACGGCAUCAGGGCGCGUAUCCUGACAGCGACGUACAAGACGGUUGCCCAGCAGCUGAAGCUGGUGCAGAAGAGCGAGUUUCGCGAGAAGUUUGGGACGCAGAAUGACUUGGUGUAUAUCUGCUACCCUUUCAUGGGUCUUGGUGUUAGUGGUGCCAGGACCCUCAUCAAGUUCUUCGAGGAUGAGAUGUGA
Messenger RNA from Chaetomium globosum CBS 148.51, 2751 nucleotides. RefSeq lists its product as uncharacterized. The transcript has a single exon. NCBI's taxonomy places the organism in Eukaryota, Fungi, Ascomycota, Sordariomycetes, Sordariales, Chaetomiaceae. The coding region runs from base 1 to 2751 and encodes 916 amino acids. Gene Ontology annotation, biological process: aspartyl-tRNA aminoacylation. The record is from RefSeq and is a predicted model, not a curated record. Gene Ontology annotation, molecular function: RNA binding; aspartate-tRNA ligase activity; ATP binding. Gene Ontology annotation, cellular component: cytoplasm; aminoacyl-tRNA synthetase multienzyme complex; cytosol.